AUGAAGGCCGCUUGUGUUCAAUGUCGAGUUCGUAAGGUCCGAUGUGAUGGCACAGUCCCUCGCUGCCGCACCUGUGAACGAUUAAGCUUCCAGUGCUCCUUCGAGCAAGACGGUUCCGGUGGCCAGUAUGCGCCUCGUAUCCCGCCAAAGUGUCGCGGUACAAAGGCGUGUCAUGAAUGUCGGGCCAUGAAAGUUCGCUGUUCUGGUGAUACGCCCCAAUGUACCAACUGCCAGCGGAGGAACAAGCAGUGCACAUACGCCUCAAAAGCUGGGUCGUCACCUACUGAGGCAUCGUCAUCUCGAGAUGACUCGGCUUCUGCAUCGGCUUCUCGAACUACUGUUUCGCCUGAAAUACAACGAUCAAGUAUAGCUUCUAGCUCUCAAUCCAACAUUCUCAGUUCAACAGUUGAUCAAUAUACGCCUUCGCUUUCGGAUGAGCUGGUCAUUGGACUUGUUAGUCUAUACUUUGACCGCCUAUACCCCCUUCCAUCAUACAGCUUCCUUCACCAAGCCACAGUUAUCCAAAGAUGUCGCGAUAAGUCAAUUGACCAUGCUCUCGAGCUCGCAAUAUGCUCCAUCACGGCAAUCCACUUUGAUGACUAUCAAUAUGACCGUGAUGACUGGGCUCAAGAAGCUGAACGCCUCAUACUCGAACGUCUUGAACAUCCGUCCAUAUUCAAGAUCCAGGCUUCUCUUCUUCUCAUACGCUAUCGAGCUGCUGUGGGACAAUUCCCCAGGGCAUUCAUAAUGGCUGGUCUCGCGGCAAGGUGGGCUGCAGCUUUGCGGCUUAACUAUGAGCAUUCCAAGUUAAGCCCUGUCGCCCAAGAGGUCCGAAGGCGGACUUUUUGGUCGUUGUAUCUGCUGGAGGAUAGCUUUUGUGUUGGUCUGAAAGAGUUUGAGCUAUUCGACCCUGACGUUAUCUACCUCCAACUACCCUGCGAAGAUGAAGACUUUUACCAAGAGCGACAUGUCGCUACAGGAUACUUGCAACCAGGAAAGGGGCUGGAGCCUGAGGUUCUGGGUUCUCGUGCUGCGUUCGUGCGGUUAUCUUCCAUCAGACGUGCUAUAAUAAGACUUAAUCGACGCAUAUCACUGAAGGAAAUUAAUAUUUCUGAGGUUUUCUCGUCGAUGGAGCGAUUUCAGAACGAUCUUCUUCGCCUCAAGACUAAACUUGCACCUCACGACCAAUACCCGCUCUCAAGUCGGGGAAACGCUUAUUUGUCACCUCAAUAUGUGAUAAUGCACAUGAGUUGGCAUCAGUGUCACUGCGAUAUAUACCGCAUGUUUCUGACAGAAUACCCCGAGUCGACACCCCACGCAUCUAUCGAAUGCAUAUCUGUGUCUGAAAAGGCGUCGAUGAAAGAAAAAUGCAUUUCACAUGCCGAGGAGAUUGUGAAUAUUUUGUCAGCUUUCGUAAAGCACAAGGACGAAAAGGAUACGUUGGAGUUUGACGCAGCUAUUUGUGCAUAUCACAGUGCUAGGCUUCUGUUGUUUGGGGCAUACACUGGUGGAAACAACACAGGCCUACUGAUGCAGACAGCUAUUAGCAAAGCCCAGUCGUGUCUCGAUGUUAUUACCCGAUACUUUGACUUUUCAGCACAGCUCAAAUCAAUGCGACAAGAGCUUGAGAGAGUUAUACAGCAGCACAAACAGUGGCUCGAAUCUUCAGAUCCCGGCGCAGUCACCACAGCCGAUCAAGCUUCUUCAUCAAAGCUUUCCAAGGAUGCCUACAACCGUCAGCGCCUCGCCAUACACAGCCUUCUUCGACAGUCCGAUUUUGUAGAUGACAGCCGUGAUGCGGCACCCGAACCUCCACCUGAGCCAGCGUAUGGCGGUGGGCUGGAUUUGAAUGCGUGGGCGUGUGGUACGCCUGGGACGCAGGAUUUGAUAGGGUAUCUGGAGGAUGUUGAUGAACAGUACAUGUAUUAG
This is a messenger RNA of Fusarium sp. VM40, 1929 nucleotides long. The record is from the annotation of a GenBank genome assembly. NCBI's taxonomy places the organism in Eukaryota, Fungi, Ascomycota, Sordariomycetes, Hypocreales, Nectriaceae.